AUCGUCUAUUGAUUGUGUAUAUCAAUAAUCGCUGCCGCUUUUCUUCGCUGCUAUCAGCUAAGAUGAAGUUCAGCGGGUUGAUAAUGUGGCGGCUGGGGGGCGGACGCUGCAGGACUCUGGUGUCCUGCGGUAACAUUGUUGUGGAACGACGUCACACCUCGAAAAAAUGAAGGCACAGAGGCAGCAGCCAUUACUGGAGCUUCUCUAAUUAUUUUAUUCCAAAUAAAUACUCACGGAAAACUCCCAUGGCAAGAGCUACAAGUCAGCUGUAUGAUGUUGUGCCCAUUAAGCCCAAUGCUGUCAUCUGUUCCUGCUCACAUUCAUCAAUGGUAAGAAACCACCCUGACUCCUGCUCGCCACUUGCUAUCCCAGGCGCAAGCAGCAGUCACUGCCCUAGCAUGGAGGGCUCAGCCUCACAGGCUCGUGCUGUUGGAGCAGCUGGCUGUAGUCAGAGCUCUGAUGACCGCACACAGCCAGCCGCCCAGGCUCCGCAGCCACGCAAGAAGAAGCCUGAAGAUUUCAAGUUUGGCAAGAUACUGGGAGAGGGCUCCUUCUCAACGGUUGUCCUGGCAAGAGAACUGGCCAUGGGAAAAGAAUAUGCAAUUAAGAUUUUAGAGAAGCGUCACAUUAUGAAGGAGAACAAAGUCCAGUAUGUGAAAAGAGAGCGAGAUUUGAUGUCAAAUCUUGAUCAUCCGUUUUUUGUAAAGCUCUACUUCACGUUUCAAGAUGAUGAAAAGUUGUAUUUUGGUCUCAGCUAUGCUAAGAAUGGAGAACUUUUGAAAUACAUUCGCAAAAUUGGUUCAUUUGAUGAGACCUGUACGAGGUUCUACUCCGCUGAAAUAGUUAGUGCUCUAGAAUAUUUACACAAGAAGGGGAUUAUUCACAGAGAUCUGAAACCAGAAAAUAUUCUUUUGAAUGAGGAGAUGCACAUUCAGAUAACAGAUUUUGGAACUGCGAAACAGUUAUCGUCCGACAGCAAACAAGCGAGGGCAAACUCCUUUGUUGGAACAGCACAAUAUGUGUCUCCAGAGCUGUUGACUGAAAAAUCCGCCUGCAAGAGCUCUGACCUGUGGGCCUUGGGAUGUAUAAUCUAUCAACUGGUGGCUGGUUUACCACCAUUCAGAGCAGGAAACGAGUACCUAAUAUUCCAGAAGAUAAUAAAAUUGGAGUAUGAAUUUCCAGAGAAGUUCUUCCCCAAAGCCAAGGAUCUUGUUGAGCAACUUUUGUCACUGGACCCCUCCAAGCGGCUUGGAUGUGAAGAGAUGGGAGGGUACGGCCCACUGCAGCAUCAUCCUUUCUUCGACACCAUUUCCUGGAGCGACCUACACCUCCAGACACCCCCUAAGCUUACGCCCUACCUGCCAGCUAUGUCAGAAGAUGACGAGGACUGCUAUGGAAAUUACGAUGACCUCCUGAGCCAGUUCAGCAACAUGCAGGUGGCCCCUUCACACUCCUUGUCGCCACUCGACCCCACACCGCCACAAAGAUCCAGCAGCAACAUUGAACAGUACAUCCACGACCUGGACAACAACUCCUUUGAGCUAGAUCUGCAGUUCACUGAUGAAGAAAAGAAACUAUUGCUGGACAAACAGACUACUGGGAACGCCUGGCACCAGUUUGUAGAGAAUAAUCUGAUCCUCAAAAUGGGCCCAGUGGAUAAACGCAAGGGUCUGUUUGCUCGCCGGAGACAGCUGCUCCUCACUGAAGGACCACACCUGUACUACGUGGAUCCUGUCAACAGAGUCCUGAAAGGGGAGAUUCCUUGGUCCUUAGAGUUACGCCCAGAGGCCAAGAACUUCAAAACCUUCUUUGUUCACACGCCAAACCGAACAUACUAUUUGAUGGACCCCAGUGGAAAUGCAGACAGAUGGUGCAAGAAGAUCCAAGAAGUAUGGAGAAAGAUCUAUCAAAGGCACCAAAACCCUGGCCUAUAGGAGCACAUUUCAUCCUGUGCCCACUCCCUUUUAGCUCCGAGGCCAAUCACUGAGCAGAGUAACACCCUCUUUAGUGCCCUUCAUCACCGCAUUGUAAACAAACUCUUAGAGACGCUGGCAUCUAGAUCUUGUUUGUUUUCCUGAGUAGAUCCAGGGGAGAAACACAGCUUUGGAUUCAGGGUUGCUUUGCUUGUUCUUUGUGCUCUCUGUGAGGCUUCUCUUGCAUAUUUUUUCCCAUGUAUGGAUGACAAGAUUUCCAUUAUUCACAUCUGCAUUUUGUACAUUCUGCUUGGCAGGGACAGAGAUGGGCAAGCUUGUCUUGUACAGUGACACAAGCUUGGGUACUGCUAGGACCAUCCCAAAUACAAAGACUGGUUUCCUGCUUCAUCGAUAAAACAAAAUCUAGCUUUUAUGAACUGGAGCCUGAUUAUAUAUCUUAAUUAAACCAUAUCCAUAAUCAUACACAAUAUGUGCAAGCUGUAGAAAAGCCCAACUUUUAGUGCGUGUACUCCAUAUUUGUAACAGAUACUGUAAACUGAUUCAGUUUCACCUUUAUCCAACUCAAACCUCACUUUUGUCUGAACCCAAUGCGUAUUUAAGUUUUUGCUUUUUCAUGUCCUUUUCCAAUCUCUUGGUACUUGCUUAUUGCAGUCCAGUAAAGGUGUCAGUGUAACGAAGCAGAUCUGCAGUAAAGUUGGCCUGGACUAGCAUGUAAGGGUGAGCCAUUCAUAGCUGAUGCUGAAGAUGUUUUUGUUAACGGGGCAUAAACACGCCACUAGCUUGUUCUGCUUAAAUCAUCACUUGCUUAUUUUUCCAGCAUGGCCAGUUUUGUAACUCAUCUUUGUUCGCUUUUUUCUUGGGGCACUGGAGAUAGUGUUUUAUUUUAUUUUUAAGUUUAAAGGUGGGUAUUUUUUAACUGCAUUGGCAACCAUGGCAAAAAAAAAAAAAGAUUGGAUGUUUUGGUUUUGUACCAUUCACUGGCUUUGUGGUGUGAAUUUUAUUUUAUUUUAUUUUGUUUAUCUUUUUUGGUGGAGUAGAUUAUUUUCAUUAUGUUCUGUUAAAUAAAAUCUUAUGUGCUGUUUACCCCAUGCUGAACAGAACACCUCUGUCAACUGAGACACCUACCUACCUACAUACAUACAUACAUACCUACUAUCAUUCUCGGGAGCAAUCAUUGAAGAAAGGAAAAAGAAAACGCUGUUGCAGUGGCUUCCAUGCCACAGUGGGCUUACCGGCCCAUUUAUUUAGUUUUCUAUUCGACGUGUGGCCCAAUAGAACUCAAAGUGACUGAUUUAACAUGCUUUUGUUUUAGCAGUAUGUAUCAUAAAGCUUUUAAUUCUUGACAUAGAUCCUUAAGGUGACUGCCGAAGACCCUCUUCCUUCAGUUGUGUGUGUGUGUGUGACUGGAGUUUUAGUGAACAGGACCUUGGAGCCCAGGGGCUUGAUGUGGUUGGAUGUUAAGUGAAAGGAUAUCCCUCUGAUCCAAAUGACCGAUGAAAUUGCUGUAUCUGUCUACAAAGUUGAGGAAACACCAGAAGGGUACGUUCCUCUGAAUAGUAAAUUGUUUAAAUCAAGUGGGUGGCAGUCGGUUACAUGGUGUAUGAAAUGCUCUACCUGGCAUGUAACUGAUUUGAACUGUGAUGUACAGAUGAUGUAUUAUUGAAUCUGAAGCGAGUAAUUUAAUGAUACUAGGAUACAGUUUUUGUAUUUUUAUUCUUGUAUAAGGUUAUUGAAGGCUAUUGUUUAGCCUAUAGUUCAUUCUGUGUUAUUUAAAUUCUAAUAUAUGAAUCAUAUUUGGAUUGAAGUCAUGUUCAGGGGCCAUGUUGUGUAUGUAUCGAGAUGUAAAGCCUUUGAAUGUGAAUAAUUAUUGUAAACUAUAAUAUUUUACAGCUUUUUUCUUACUAUAUCAUACAUUUUCUAUUUGCUCAGUGAUUUAAUCAUAUUCUGAUAAUUUAACGAAUUUGUUCAUUCUCUCUCUGAUUAUUUGUUCGCUAGGUCAGUAGAUGUUGAAUGAUGACUUUUUCCACUUAAUGCUUGGUAGUCCAGUAAUUAAAGCAUGUAGGGAUUUAGGCAUUCAAUUGAAAACCACGUGUCCUGUCUUCUGUUGACCGCCUCAGCCACCACACACAGAGCAGUCUAUGGUGGUGACAUGAUCUCACACUGCAACAUGUAAAUAAAGUACCGACCCAUUAUCAGAA
This is a messenger RNA of Nothobranchius furzeri (turquoise killifish), 4132 nucleotides long. RefSeq names its product 3-phosphoinositide dependent protein kinase 1b (gene pdpk1b). Gene Ontology annotation, molecular function: protein serine/threonine kinase activity; ATP binding. Gene Ontology annotation, biological process: intracellular signal transduction; peptidyl-serine phosphorylation. Lineage: Eukaryota; Metazoa; Chordata; Actinopteri; Cyprinodontiformes; Nothobranchiidae. The record is from RefSeq and is a predicted model, not a curated record.